Molecule: messenger RNA, 2985 nt
Organism: Penicillium psychrosexuale
Lineage: Eukaryota; Fungi; Ascomycota; Eurotiomycetes; Eurotiales; Aspergillaceae
Exons: 2
Coding region: 1-2985 (994 amino acids)
Source: RefSeq, a predicted model, not a curated record
AUGGUGUUCCUCCGACUUUCAAUCAAAGUCUUCCCGCCGGAUCAGCUGAACUCGAGCUCCAGCUACGGCAGGACCUUGCCUGACGCACGAAAGACUACCAACGAUGACUCCAGCCAGGAACCGACAUUGAAGAAACCUGGUGUUUUCUUGCUUGUCCUUGAGCACCCCGAAGAGGUUUCGCUCGGCGGACUUGCGGACAUGAUUCAAGAGCAUUGGGGAAAGCUCCACCCAGAGCUGGAAUCGCUUUCGAUCAAAAAGAUUCUCGACGAUACGAAGGAGGACCUCGAUCUUUAUCCCGAGCUGACUGUUGCGGAUGUCUGGGUCGACUACGGGAAAGCUCGCGCCGAUGGCCUUGACCAGCGUGGCUCCGUUCGCGUUCUUCAAAAGCCUGCCGCGGCUGCCCCGGAGCGAUUCCCCUCUGUCGAGCAGGAUUGGGAUGCUGCUAUUGUUGCCUACAAACGCAAGCGCGCCAUGGAGGCUAAGAAGGAAGCCAUGGAAGCCCAAUUCCCUGCCAUCCAGGAAGAAGAUGAGGAGAGCAACGGCCAAUCCUCGCGCGGUCACUCUCAAUAUCUUUCCCAAGAUCACACCCAAUGGGAAAAUUCGUCUGGAUCGCCCAAUAAUACCCCUCGUGUCUCGGCUCGGAAGUCACCUGUUGAACACCGCCAUCGCGAUUUACCUCUUUCUUCUGUUGAAACCGGCAACCGCUCUACCCCUCAGCUACCAGCGAAGUCCGUAGGCCCUACAAUUGCUGGCACGCCGCCUCCCAGGCACGAAAGCGAGGAGCUGGGCGAGUCUCCAUCACCAGCCGAACGACGAGCAUCCAGCGCUAGAUCCCAGCCUACAGCUGCACCUGUAGCUGCUGGGUCACCACUGCAACCUAAUCCGCAAAGGCUCGUAAAGUUACCCAUUGCGAGUAGUACAGCUAAGCGAACAAUCACGCAAAUCCCUGACGACGCUGAAUCCCCACCCAUGUCGUCGGCGCCUAACCAUAUCAUUCCCCACCAACAAACACAAUCUACCAAGGAAGCUACCGCGAGCUCGACUGACGUGGCACCAGAGUCUGCUCCGCAACAUAACGUGAAAAUACCAUCCAAGUCGGACAUGACCAAUGGAGUCAACGCACAAGGGCAUCUGGCGACAGUGGCUAGGAUUGUAUCCCACCCGCAGAAAUCUCAAGCGGAAACUGUGGUCGAGACCUCCAGUGAGGAGUCGGACGAAGAGGAGAGUGACAGCGAGGAUGACAAGGUCGAAGCGGAGAAAAAGAAGAACGCCGAGCAGGAUCAGAGGAAAACAGAAUAUCAGACUAUUUCUGACACUUCUGACACUUCUGACAGCUCUGAUAGCUCUGGUAGCUCUGGUAGCUCUGAUAGCUCUGAGUCCGAGUCUGACUCGGACUCUGACGCCAGCGAAGAGAAUGGACCUAUCACGUCUCAAAUUGAUAACUCGAAUCCGAUCACUGGGGAUGUGAUUGAUCUAGAGGGCGAUUCACAGAUGGAAGAGCCUGUGAUUCCCGGGAGCUUCCAGUCCUCAGAUCUGGAUCUCGCGAUGUCAACAACAAACGGUACAACCCAUGAGAAUCGAUCUCGCAAGCGAAAGCAGGCCUCCGAAGAGCCAACGUCGGUCAAAGAAGCUCGCCAAGGACAGGCCUAUCCCUCGACGCGGCCAACAUCUACCCCUCCUGUGUCCGUGCCCGCGGCCAUUGUGGCCUCUGAACAGGCUCGGCAGUCCCCAUCGAAACCGCCACCUGCCCAAACGAGUCCACUUCGCAGACGAUCCCGUGCGCCUUCUUUCUCGAGCCCAGCUCGACAAGCCAGUGUUCGAGAGGAGAACAAAGCGCCUCCUAAACCUCCUCGAUCUGGAAUUGGGCUGGGAAUUACGCAGAGCCCUCCUAGCAAGCAGCCCGUCAGCCUACAAGAAUCAAACGUAACACCUACCCAGCAGACACUCGGUGGGCCACUUUUCCCAAGUGGCAAAGUUUCUGUUACUGAUGAGUCUUCUUUAACUGCUGUUAACAAACAUACUCCUGCGAUUGACAGAACAAAAAAGCUGCAAUCCGCUAUCCGUGGUAAGGAUUCCCCGGCAACGGAGAGGCGAUCCGUGUCUUUCGCCGAAGGAGAGGAACUUGCUUCUAGCUUGAAUCCCGCUCCACGCUCCACUCCGCGCGAGACUGCGAUUAGCACAUCCACCUCCACUACCAACAACCCUACCCCACGGAAGGCUACACAUAAGGCAAAUUCUACUCAACAGACGCCCACGCCCAAUGUCAAAUCUACUCUGGGAACACCUUCGACCUCCAAACCUAGCCAAGCCACGCCUAAGACCAAUGACGAUAACCAAACACCCAAAUCCGCUUCCGGGCAUGUUCAGGAAAUACCAUCCAGUAGUCAAGUGGUCUACCCGCCCGGCUUUGAUAUCGACCAGUUGACCCGGGAAAUUGAGAUCGAAAAGAAGGCUAAGGCACACUCUAGGGCCGAGGAGACAAAACAAAAGAAAAGGGAAAGGGAGGAGGAAGAAGAAAUAAAGCGCAAGCUUGGGAAAGCCUUUGAUCCCAAGCUUACUUUCAUUUUAACUGAGAUGCAGGAACUCUUGCAGAAAUUAGCCAACUCUAGGCUCGCAAUGGUUAGGCGAAAGUCACUCCGCGACCGACUUGAUACCUUGCGUAAUGAACUGAAAGCCUGUGAACAGAAGCUGGAGGCGCAAAAGUCCACACCUCGGGCAGUUGUUGCAAAGAAAACGAAUCCAACACUCAAGGAUAUCCUUAGCAGCCAACAACAGGAAAUGGCUGCUAAGCUGCGACCUGAGCCGAAGUCUGCCCGAGAUCGCCCCAGUAAUGUAUACGAGGUGCCUAGCUCCGGCAAAUCUGAGUCUGGCGAUGAUAGCAGGAGCGAGAGUGAUUCGGGGGACAUUAUGGCCAGCGGCCAGUUAACCAAACUGCCCAAGUCCUUUGCUCAGCGGGCGAAUAAAGAUGCCGGUUCUUCUUUUUAA